AUGCAGGUUCUUCUACUAUUCGCCGGGAUGGAGUCGAGCGGUGGGGAUUCGUCGGAAAUCGUCCGUGAAUUGGAAGAUUUAAAGCUCCAGAAGGCGGAAAUUGAGCACCGUAUCUCGGCUCUCGAAGCAAAGCUCCAAGAGACGGCGGCGGUCGAACGGUGCGACGCCGUAUCUAACGGUCACUCUUCUCCCACAUCGCCGGCGUUUGAACACGGGCUUGACCACGGUCUAUCUCCUGAUCAGAUUUACCGUUACAGUCGCCAAUUGUUACUCCCUUCGUUUGGUGUUGAAGGGCAGUCAAAUCUCUUGAAGUCUUCGGUAUUAGUCAUUGGAGCUGGAGGGCUAGGUUCGCCUGCAUUAUUGUAUCUCGCAGCUUGUGGUCUUGGUCGAUUGGGUAUUAUCGAUCACGAUGUUGUAGAACUCAACAAUAUGCAUAGGCAGAUAAUACACACUGAAGCGUUUAUUGGUCACCCCAAAGUGAAAUCUGCUGCUGCUGCUUGUCGCUCAGUAAACUCGACAAUCGAAAUUGAUGAGUACGUGGAAGCUCUCCGCACAUCCAAUGCUUUGGAAAUCCUCAGCCAAUAUGAUAUCAUAGUAGAUGCAACCGACAAUCCUCCAAGCCGUUACAUGAUCAGCGAUUGUUGUGUCCUCUUAGGAAAGUCAUUGUCAGAAAGUAUUGACGAGUGUUUUGUAAAACAGCCUUUGGUGUCGGGUGCUGCGCUUGGAAUGGAUGGGCAGCUUACCGUCUAUAAUCACAAAGGAGGCCCUUGUUACCGUUGUCUAUUUCCAACUCCUCCACCUACAACAGCGUGCCAGAGAUGUUCUGAUAGCGGGGUUCUUGGAGUAGUUCCUGGUGUUAUUGGUUGUCUACAAGCGCUAGAGACGAUAAAACUCGCGAGCAAGGUGGGCGAACCACUCUCUGAACGGAUGCUUCUUUUUGACGCUUUAUCAGCAAGGAUCCGCAUUGUCAAGAUCAGAGGCAAAUCAGCUCAGUGCACAGUUUGUGGAGACAAUUCAUCUUUCAGUAAGCAGCUCUUCAAGGAUUUUGACUAUGAGGACUUCACGCAGUUUCCUCUAUCUGCGGGCCCGUUGAAGCUACUUCCUGCAGAAUCAAGAAUCAGCAGCAAGGAGUUCAAAGAAAUCCUUCAGAAGAAGGAAGGUCAUGUUCUUCUCGACGUUCGACCUUCUCAUCACUAUAAGAUUGUCUCUCUCCCUGAUUCACUCAACAUCCCUUUUGCAAACUUGGAGGCUCGGUUAAACGAGCUUACUUCAGCUCUGAAAGAAAAGGAAGAUGGCCAUGUUAACACCGGUUCUUGCACAAAUCCGAGCGUCUACGUUGUUUGCAGGCGCGGGAAUGAUUCACAGAGAGCUGUUCAAUAUCUUCGUGAAUCGGGUUUCGAUUCAGCUAAGGAUAUAGUCGGAGGACUGGAGGCUUGGGCAACUGAUGUCAACCCCAACUUCCCCACUUACUAG
This is a messenger RNA of Thlaspi arvense, 1473 nucleotides long. Lineage: Eukaryota; Viridiplantae; Streptophyta; Magnoliopsida; Brassicales; Brassicaceae. The record is from the annotation of a GenBank genome assembly.